This is a messenger RNA of Puccinia graminis f. sp. tritici CRL 75-36-700-3, 648 nucleotides long. RefSeq lists its product as uncharacterized. The coding region runs from base 1 to 648 and encodes 215 amino acids. Lineage: Eukaryota; Fungi; Basidiomycota; Pucciniomycetes; Pucciniales; Pucciniaceae. Gene Ontology annotation, cellular component: fungal-type vacuole membrane. Gene Ontology annotation, biological process: transmembrane transport. Gene Ontology annotation, molecular function: transmembrane transporter activity. The transcript is spliced from 6 exons. The record is from RefSeq and is a predicted model, not a curated record.
AUGUGGCAUUCUGCUGAACGACAUCAAUCGAAAUCAUCGAAGCUCAACGGAACCAAGGCGGGUGAUACUUUGGAAACAGCUGGUGCGAAUCAUGAUCCUCCAGUCGAUAAGGGAAAGUGCGCUGUUCAAUAUUUGAUGGCUAUGUUCACUAUUGAGACGAUUGUAUGGGGAUUUGCUACCUCGUUUGGCGUGUUGUUCAAUUUUUACCAACAUGAUCCACGCAGCCCAAUAAAACCAGAUCCACAUGCCAAACUAAUACUCACUCUUGUGGGAACGAUUAACACUGGUACCAUUGCCGGUGCAGCACCACUAUUCUCAUUUUGGAUGGCCAAGAAACCAGGCAUAAGGCGUCGAUUGAUGUUUUCGGGUCUGCUUACAUGCACACUGAGCUUAUUCUUGUCUGCCUAUUCUACUUCUGCCUUUCAUAUUCUCUUGACUCAAGGGAUAGGAUACGGCAUUGGCGGGUGCGCGUUAUAUUAUUCGGCCCUUUCUCAUCUUCCGGAAUGGUUCGACCUGCGACAAGGGUUUGCAAACGGAUUCGUUUUCACCGGGACCGGCUUGGGAGGUCUGAUCUUCCCUUUGAUCUUAAACAGUCUCCUAGGGAAGUAUGGUGCCAAAUUAGCCUUGCAGAUUACCGUGAGCGGCUAA